AUGAUUUGCCAUGCCCUAGUCUCGUGCCAUGCGGAUGGAGUAAUCCGUCUAUUUAGUCUUUACCAACCAAACUGCCUGCUUGAGUGGAGUAUUUGGUCAUCUUGCAUUGAGUCUGUCCGACCUUCUCACCACCAUUUGUCCAGUCUCGGGGCUACAUCUUCUCAACUCAGCCUUACAAAGCUGCUAUGGUCACCAUCUCGUCACUCCUUGGUCUACGCCCUCUUUGAGUCAGGCCAUCUGAUAGCCUGGGACCUGGAUCCGGGUGAAGACGAAGAGGAAUCCGAUAUUCUGCCCGCCAGACUUGCUCCCAAGGGUGCACUGCUGGUCAGAUCGCCGGACGCAGAGAAGGCAUCUGACACUCGAGACUGUUCUGGACAAUUGGUAGACUUUUCUUCGGCUGUUUACCUGCGUCGAAAGGCCAGCAAUGGCGUCCUCGAAGAUGGGGACGACGGGGACAGUGAGGAUGAUAACAGCCUCAAUGGACCCGAUGACGUUGUUGAUACUGCCGCUGCUGUAGAUGCUGAUGAGAUAAAAGAAGACGAAAAAGAUUCGGCUCAUCGUGUCUCCAGGCGCCGUGUGCCUGGUUCAAGUUGUGUGGUUAGCGCGUCUGGUAGGCAUAAACCCUAUCGAGUUGAGGCUCUGGCGGUGGUACGAGCAGAAGAGGUGGUAGUGCACUGGUUGCGCAGCAUUUCGCCAGUUGAGGCUUCCUGUCUGUCUGCCAGACUUAGACAUGGACCAGAAGAAAUCGACAAUGGAGAUGUUUCCAAGGCGCACCAACUACGGCAUGGACGUGGUGCUGGUGUGGGAGGAGAAGGAGGAGGAGGAGGAGAAGGAGGAGGAGGAGGAGACGAGAGGAGAUUUGCCAAAUUUCUGCACCAACUACAAAAUAUCUCACCUUUCGGGGACGAUCUUGCCUACUCUAGAGAGCCUGAUGGCUGUUGA
Molecule: messenger RNA, 942 nt
Organism: Protopolystoma xenopodis
Lineage: Eukaryota; Metazoa; Platyhelminthes; Monogenea; Polystomatidea; Polystomatidae
Source: the annotation of a GenBank genome assembly